Exophiala oligosperma is the source of this 504-nucleotide messenger RNA. RefSeq lists its product as uncharacterized. Lineage: Eukaryota; Fungi; Ascomycota; Eurotiomycetes; Chaetothyriales; Herpotrichiellaceae. Gene Ontology annotation, biological process: protein folding. Bases 1 to 504 code for a protein of 167 amino acids. The transcript is spliced from 3 exons. Gene Ontology annotation, cellular component: cytoplasm; prefoldin complex. The record is from RefSeq and is a predicted model, not a curated record.
AUGUUGUCAAGGAGAGUUUUAUCAAAGGAGGAAGAAUCCGAGUCGACGGACGCCGAAGUGACAAAGGAAGAUCAAGACAAGAUCAAUACAUUUUCCAGGUUGCACAACCGAAGUAAAUUGUUGGAGGAGGAAUUGGCGACGAAACAGAAAGAUAAAGAAGAUUUGGAAGAACUUUCUACAGAACUUGAAUUGGCCGACGAGGAUGAAUUGGUACCGUACGUCAACUUUGCCCAGACCAUCAUCGUCUCUCCCCUUUUCUCCUCGUUGUCGACCGACCGAAUAUUGAACGUUUUUGCUCACUCUGUCGACAGAUACAAGAUAGGUGAUUCGUUCAUGCACCUACCACUCGAGGAAGCCCAGGAUCUUUUGAGUUCGGCAACCACCGACAUUGAAGAAGAAGUUUCGACCCUGCAAGAAGAAUUGGGUACCGUCAAGGACGAAAUCGGUCAACUCAAGGCUCACUUGUACGCCAGGUUCGGGAGGGGGAUCAACCUAGAGGCUUGA